AUGAACGAUAAUAUAGAUGUUGGUGAUAGCGCAUUACUAUCAUCGUCAUCGUCUCGAUCACCAAUUGGUGACUUAAGCAAAUCGAGAAGUAGGUCACCGAGAUCAAGAACUCUUGAACGAAGAGAUUCAUGGUUAUCCAGUUCUACAACAAAGCAACAAUUCACCGAUACACAAAGUCAAGUCAAAUGUAAAGAAAUAAAAUCACCGCAUAAAUUUCGGUCAAAAUCAGUUGAACCUGGAUCUUCUCGAUUAUUAUCGCCUAAAAUUAAUUCCUCUAAACCAGCAGUUAAAAUAAAAAGUUUCGAAAUCGAUAGCACGGAUAUUUUAGAAGAAGACAAUAGUCCUCUCGUAACAGCAAGUGAGAGACGUUUACGAAAAGAAAAAGCGUUAGGUGCAUUAUGUAUAAAAUUUGUAAAAUUUGCCGAAGAAUACGCUGCAAAGAAUAAUGGAGAAUUAACUUUACCAGCAGUUGCUGAGCUUAUGGGCGAAGAAAGGCGAAGGAUUUAUGAUAUUGUGAACGUAUUAGAGGCAUUAGAAGUUUUAAGCAAGAAAUCAAGGUGUACUUAUUUUUGGCAUGGCAUGGGACAAUUGCCAAAUUUGAUAGCCGUUUUAGCGAAAGAAGCUGUUGAACAGCAAGUUGCUGAAUUAUAUAAACGUGCUGAAUUUUGUAUGAAUCAGAUGAAGCCACUUUCAGAAAGUGAACCAGGUCAAGAAGUAGUUGGUAGUUGGGUGGAAGUUGGAAAAAAUAUCCCGGUUGGAACUCGAACUUUGCACAAUUCUGUGCGUGCUUCACUCAGUUCUUUGUGUCGCCGUUUUUUAAUAGUUUUAUUGGGUGCUAGAACCAUUACUGAUGAGAAAGUUCACUGGGUGAGUUUGGAUAUCGCUAGUACGAUUUUGUAUAAAGAUCCAAGUAAAGAAGAAUAUGUCGCUCCUCCGAGAGCUCGGUGCCGUCGUCUUUAUGAUGUUGCAAAUGUACUAAUUGCUCUUAAACUUAUCAAAAGAGGUCAUUUUAUUUAUGGAACAAGAAAAACAGCUGGUUUUCUCUAUUGUGGACCCGAACCAACAAAAAAAGUAUCUGAGACAGGUUCUUCAGUUCAGCAUUCAACUUCAUCUCAUAUUCGCUAUAGCCAUUCGAAUCCAACUGCGACACCUAAUAUGCCAGAUUCAGUACAGGAAGAUUCGCAACAAAAAAGUUCAUUAGCUUCUUCAGAGAAUUUUCGAAGUGAAAAUCCGCUUUUAAGUGGAAGUGGUAGUUUAAUACAGGACUCUUCAUCUUCUUCAUCUCGACCACUGGCAAGAAUUGAUAAUAUAAUUGAGAGCGAUCAUGCCUCUGCCAGAAAUCAAAAUAUGCCUCCUCCUGUUUUUUCUACUUUAAAUCUUGCUGAAAAACGUGCUUUUAAUCAAUUGAAUUAUACACUGAAUUCACCGAAGACCUUUGGCACUCAAGAUCUCUCUCUCAGUCCCGAACAACUAUUAGCUUAUUUUACUUGCGCUAUGCAAACAGGUCAACUUCCAGUUGGCAGUGCUUUUCCAGGAUCUUCAGUCUUAUCUCUUAAUAAUUUUAAUCUGCCCAGAUUUUUCGUACGUAUUCUUGCCGCCUUUGGCGAGAAUUUCGCAAUAGAGUAUCGUUGUGCAAUAAUUUUUAGCUUGAAAAUUCAUAAAAGUGGCGCGAAUGCUAUAUUGCGUAAUAAUAGAAAAUGUCAUUCGUCCGAUUUGUCUUUAAUGAGAGAGAAAAUAGUUAAUUAG
Molecule: messenger RNA, 1746 nt
Organism: Dracunculus medinensis (Guinea worm)
Lineage: Eukaryota; Metazoa; Nematoda; Chromadorea; Rhabditida; Dracunculidae
Source: the annotation of a GenBank genome assembly